AUGUAAAAAAUCUUAUCUUUGCUUACAACCGCAUUAUUAUUGAGUGGUUUAGCCUUUUACUCAUAAAAUGAGGAAUCUCACUCAUUUAAAACUUGGUAGAAGAAAUAUAACAAGUUCUAUUCUUCAAGCGAAGAAGCAUAUCGAUAGAUAAUAUUCAAUCAAAAUGUUGAAUUAAUCAAUAAACAUAACUCAAAUCCCAACAAAAGCUAUAGUAUGGCAAUCAAUUAAUUUGUUGAUUUAACUAGGGAAGAAUUCUAAGCUAUAUAUUUGGGAAAAUCAACUAUUGUUAAAACUGAAAAUAUUGAAUUAAGCGCUAGAAAAAACUUCGAAGCAGUUGAUUGGUCUAGCAAAUUGUUUCCAAUCAAAGAUUAAUUUAAUUGUGGAUCAUAUUGGAUAUUCUCGGCUGUCGGUGCAGUUGAGGCUUUCUUGAGAGUAAAAAAAGUCUUAAAAUGGUCAUUGUCUGAAUAAUAACUUGUGGAUUGUGCCGAUUCUUGGGGAUGCUAUGGAGGUGAUGCAGAUUUUGCAUUAGAUUAUAUUGUUAAUACUGGUAUUGUUUACGAAUUGGAUUAUCCAUAUAAAGGAAGAGAAGGAUUUUGCAAAGUUAGAAGAGAAGGUGAGGUUAAAAUUUCAGGAAGAGAAAGAAUUGGUUCAAAUGAAGAUGAUAUAAAAUAGAAAGUCUAAGAAUAUCCAGUAUCUGCGAGUGUUGAUUGCUAAGGUUGGGCUUACUAUAGUAAAGGAAUAUUUGAUGAAGGAUGUACUGAUCAUAGAAGUAAUCAUGAUGUUGUGAUUGUUGGAUUUGACAAAGACGGAAACUGGAAGAUAAGAAAUUCAUGGGGAGUAGGUUGGGGAGAGCAAGGUUACAUGUGGUUGAAAUCAGGUAAUACUUGUGGAAUAAUGAACAGAGUCGACAGAGCCAUUUGA
Molecule: messenger RNA, 921 nt
Organism: Paramecium tetraurelia
Lineage: Eukaryota; Ciliophora; Oligohymenophorea; Peniculida; Parameciidae
Exons: 2
Cellular component (GO): lysosome
Molecular function (GO): cysteine-type endopeptidase activity
Source: RefSeq, a predicted model, not a curated record